This is a messenger RNA of Triticum dicoccoides, 753 nucleotides long. RefSeq lists its product as uncharacterized. The transcript is spliced from 8 exons. Bases 1 to 753 code for a protein of 250 amino acids. Lineage: Eukaryota; Viridiplantae; Streptophyta; Magnoliopsida; Poales; Poaceae. The record is from RefSeq and is a predicted model, not a curated record.
AUGCUGGCACAAAGAGUUAUGCAUGUUGGGAGGCAAGCUGAUCCUGAAAAGAAACGACCACACAGAUCAAAGGUUUAUUUAGCAACUCACAAGAAGAAGGAUGAUGCUGAUGCUAAAAAUAAAGAUAGAAAUAAGCGCCUGGAUCGAUUGGAGAAUCUAAUAACCGAACGACCAGAGUUGGCACAAAAUUUGAAUGGAAGAGUCGCAUGGGAAGGUGAUGCCCUGCAGGAAGUGUUAGGGAAAGAAAAGAUUGGACAAGUGCAUGGCAUGGGUUUGCUUCCAACUCCUAAGCAAGUCUACGGUCGGACGCCACGGUAUCUAAAGAACAUCAAUAUGACUAGAACUGAUGGAUCACCAUAUGAAGUUGAACAUGACGUUUGGGAGGUAAUAGCAAAGAUGCAGGAGCAUAUAAAAAAGCAAGACCAGAUUAUUAAAGAUAUGAAUAACAAAGAAGGCUAUGUCAAUAAUGGCAUGGAAGAGGAAAACCUCCAAUCAAAUGAUAAUGGUAUUUCUCGCUCACCAGUACUGCUUGGUAAAACAAAGAGAAUCCAGUGCAAUGGACCCGUUGAGGCAUGCUCGUCUAUGCAACAUGACAUUCCUGAGGAUAAUAAUUUAUCACGUUCGCAUGAAAAGGUUGGCGACCAUGAUGUCAACCAAUUACAAAUUCAACAAAAUUCAUCAUCACCACAAGACCUUGUUAUUGAUUCUGUGCUAGAGCUUCAAGGUGAUGGAAACGAGGAAUAUUACGGGUGA